ACCAUAUCCGAUGAAAAUAAUCACCCAUUCAACAAUUUCAGUGACUAAAACUUUCUAGCUAGCAUGGAGUCCAACCGCAAGCGCAGAGUAGGUUUCAUGAAGGGCAAGCUGAUGCCAUUCUAUCGAUCGCCCAAGCCGACCACUACUAAUGUUAAUCAGUACAGCAGCAAGGUUAUUAAGCCUAGUCAAUCAUCCAGUACUUAUAACGUUGUUCAUCAUCACCAUCAUCAUCAGGACUAUAUUAUUGCUCCGCCGAAGCAGAAGGUCUCAUUUGUAGUACCUGCUGCUGCUGAGAACAACCGCGCCGAUAAGUUAUUAAGCCAAUUGGAUAAGCUCUAUGGGAUUUCUGUGGAUGAGAGUGUAGAUGUCAGAACUGCUACUUAUAUCUCUUCUGUUCAAGAGCGUUUCAAGCUUGAACGAAGCAACUCAGAACGGGUGAAAUUUGAAGAUAAGAAAUAACGAUUAUUAUUAUUAUUAUAAAAAUACAGAUAGCCUGUCCUGCAGCAAGUGAUCAUGAUACUUUAUAGUAAUAAAUAUAGUAUCAUUUCUGAAGAGAGGUGUGUGUUACAUUUAUUGUUAAUUAAAAAUCUCUGUAGGAUUAGGGCUAGAUCUUAGAUUAAUGCAUACGUUUGCAUUGCUUAAUGAAGUACUCAUGAGAAUUUUAUCUUAACUAUUCAUUCUGUAUUUGAACUUUCUCACAAAAAUGAACUAUGCUUACCGAAA
Ricinus communis (castor bean) is the source of this 723-nucleotide messenger RNA. RefSeq lists its product as uncharacterized. Bases 64 to 459 code for a protein of 131 amino acids. The transcript has a single exon. NCBI's taxonomy places the organism in Eukaryota, Viridiplantae, Streptophyta, Magnoliopsida, Malpighiales, Euphorbiaceae. The record is from RefSeq and is a predicted model, not a curated record.